Elgaria multicarinata webbii is the source of this 750-nucleotide messenger RNA. It is a transcript of the gene NKIRAS1, whose product is annotated as NFKB inhibitor interacting Ras like 1. Bases 175 to 750 code for a protein of 191 amino acids. The record is from RefSeq and is a predicted model, not a curated record. The transcript is spliced from 4 exons. Gene Ontology annotation, biological process: Ral protein signal transduction; canonical NF-kappaB signal transduction. Gene Ontology annotation, molecular function: GTPase activity; GTPase activating protein binding; GTP binding. NCBI's taxonomy places the organism in Eukaryota, Metazoa, Chordata, Lepidosauria, Squamata, Anguidae.
AGAACGCUGAAAGAACCCCGCCUUCUUCCCCAGAAGGUGAACAGCGUGAGCUUAAUUUCUCACGUGAGAACUGCCGGCCUUAGGUUUCCCUAAAAGUCAUGUUAUUUGACCUUGGUAACACUUCUCCUUAACAGCAGAGACUCUAUUUGGCCCAGUUUAACAGCGUGACAGGAGAUGGGGAAAGGCUUCAAAGUGGUGGUUUGUGGAAUGGCUUCCGUGGGGAAGACAGCCAUUUUGGAACAAAUUCUCUAUGGUAAUCACUGUGUCGGUGCCGAAUGCCACUCGACAAUCGAAGACAUUUAUGUGGCUUUGGCUGAAACGGACCGAGGAGUAAAGGAACAGUUACGUCUGUACGACACCAGGGGGUUGGACGGAGGAGAGGAGUUCCCCAAGCAUUACUUCGCUGUCGCAGACGGCUUUGUGCUAAUAUAUGCCGUGAAUAGCCUGGAAUCCUUCGAGAGAGUUGACUGGCUCAAAAAGGAGAUAGACAAAUGUAGAGACAAAAAGGAGGGCUCAGUUGUUGUCCUAGGCAAUAAAACAGACCUCUUGGAGGAGAGGCAGGUGGAGGCUGAAGUAGCACAGCAAUGGGCCAAACUUGAAAAGGUGAAGCUGUGGGAAGUGACAACGACGGACCCAAAGACACUGAUGGAGCCCUUCACAGUAUUGGCAAGCAAACUCUCUCAGUCCCAGAACAAAUCGGCAUUUCCUUUGCCCGGACGGAGGACCAAAGGCAAUAAUGAUGAUAGCUAA